ACUAGCAGAAUAAUACAAUAGAAUGGAGGAAAACCCCCGAGGGUGGAUCCAUGGCGACGAGACCGCCAAGGCGAUGCUCGCUAGGGUUCUCACGGAGCGCCCCUUCCUCUUCCUCCCUCCCCUCCACCGCGUCCCCCUCCGCGUCGGCAACGUCGUCGAGAUCGCAGGCCCUUCUCCCUCCGCCAAAUCCCAAAUUCUAUUGCACGCCGCUGUCCACUGCAUCCUUCCCGAGGAGUGGAAGGGGAUACGUUUUGGAGGGUUGGAGCGGAUGGUGAUGUACUUCGAUCUGGAUUGCCGCUUCGAUGUGCUUCGGCUCUCCCAGAUCUUGAAGCAUCGUAUAAUGGAAGCUUACAAAUCAGCCAACAGUACCUAUUGGGAAGACAAUGGAGAAUAUCAGAAGUAUGAUGCCACUGAAAUUACACAGAUGUGCUUUUGUGAUGAUGAAUUAUUCUUAGCUUGCAUGAGACGCUUCCUGUAUAUCCGUUGUUACAGCAGCUUUGAAUUUUUGGCCGCUCUCAAGGCAAUGCAUUUUCACUUGCAAAGGGAAAGUGAAGCUCUUGGUGUCGGUCUCCAUUUUCUUAUGAUAGACAGCAUUGGUGCCUUUUAUUGGAUAGAUCGAGCUUGUCAACCCAUGCCUAUAGGUGGUAGUAAAAGGAAGAACCUAUCCCUUCAAAAUGUGGCAGAAGCUGUUGUUCAAGAGAUCUGCAAGCUCUUACAAACGCAACCUGUGUUGGUUUUAGCUACAAAAGCAACCAUUUUUGGAGCUGGAACCUCAGGAAAUGAUGCACAGAGGGCAUUUGGAAAAUGGUGUUCAGAGAGGAAAAUGGACUCGAGAACUUUAAGUAAGGAAGGGGAAAAGCUCUUGUACCGUGAAUACAUGCCUUCAGCAUGGCAGUCAUUUGUUACGCACAGGGUACGUUUGCAAGCUUUAGAUGAAAUUAUAUCUGAUGGGCAAUAUGGAACACUUCCUACGUAUACAUCUCAAUGGGUGCAGCCUCCAUUGAAUAUAAAGGACAAAUUUGCAGUUAGAGAUGAUGGUAUCUUCUUGAUAACAUGAAGCUAUUUUGUGAGAAAGUGCUAGGAUGUUCUGUUGUUUGCUGCUUGACCUUGGAUUCGUACAGUUACUCUACAGAGCCUACUUCCAAAAGCUUGAUCAAGGUUAUUGUGAUUGAAGGGUUGAAACAACACAUCCUAUCAGCUCAUUAGAUCCAUCACUUUCUUCAAGUCAAAUGCUUGGGUCUUGGAUCAGCCAAACAAGAUAGGAUUCUUUACAAGGUUUGCUUCUAUAAUCUUUUCAAUCGUGGGAUCAUCGUGUUCGAGAGCACGGCCUGUCGACCCACUACAUUAAGCAGUGGAGUCCUAACUUUGGUGGCUUUGUAUAUUAAUAAGCAUGGCUUAUUAAUCAAAUUCCUUGUCUUACACCAAUGCAUUUAUAUUUUUAUACUCCAUUCUUUAGUAUAUUAUACAGAUAUAUUUUUCUAAUGUAGUUUAUGUGGUUAGUAUAUACAUGCUUUCGCUUUCUAUUG
This is a messenger RNA of Phoenix dactylifera (date palm), 1526 nucleotides long. NCBI's taxonomy places the organism in Eukaryota, Viridiplantae, Streptophyta, Magnoliopsida, Arecales, Arecaceae. The record is from RefSeq and is a predicted model, not a curated record.